Messenger RNA from Meloidogyne enterolobii, 682 nucleotides. NCBI's taxonomy places the organism in Eukaryota, Metazoa, Nematoda, Chromadorea, Rhabditida, Meloidogynidae. The record is from the annotation of a GenBank genome assembly.
AUGUUAUCUUCUUCCUUCAAAAUUUUCAUUUUUGUAAUUUUUUUCCAAAUUUUAUUAACAAAAUAUAUUAAUGCUGAGGAAGAAAUAUUUAAACAAACAACAACAACAAUAUCCCCAACAACACAAAAAGUUGCCAGAAAAGUAAUGAAACUUGAAAGAAAUGGAAAUAAUUUUAAAGAAGUAAUGGAUAUUAUGGUGGUUAAUGGAAUGAUUAACAAAAAAACUUAUCAACCAAAGGAUCUACAAAUAUUGCUUGAAGGAUUUAGUGGAAAUUUUUUCUCUGAUUUGAAGAAGGCCCAAACAGAAUUAAAACAACAAACAGAACAAUUUAAAUCAAUCCGCACAAAACUGCAAACAAAAAUUGAAUGUUUAGAGAAAGAAUUACUUCAAGGGAAACAAUUUUUAAUGGUUCUUUGUUUUCUUUUGUUAAUUAUUUUGGUUUUGCUUGUUUUUGGGAAUAUUUGCUUAAUUAAACGUUUUAUGGCCAAGUUCAACAAAAAUGGAUUUAAACAUGUUCGAAUGACUGUUGGAGGAGAGGAUGUUGGGGAAAUGGAACAAAUUUAGAAGAAGAAAAAAAGAGAAAGAGAAAUUUUUUGAAGAUAUAAAUAGAGUUAGGAGAAAAAUAUAAAAAUUGGAAAUUUUUUUUGAAAAAUUUAAAAAAAAUUUCAGUUCUUUAAUUUUC